UGCCGCUAGCUAAUUUUAUGAGGCCCUUGCACAAGCUAGAACUGCACGCUUGUGCAUUCUCAAAGCAGCACGCCGCCGCAGCCUAGAGCACACAUCCCCUCGCUAGCGCACACGCGGCAACGAGACCAAUGGCGCGCCUCACACUGAGCUUGGCCUGCCUCGCCGGCGCGGCCGCAUUCCUGCAACCGCAGCUGCAGACGCCCCUCCGCAAGGGCACAACAUUAUCAGCCGUCGACUCCCUGGUCGUGGAACCCAUCGCCAAGGUCGGCGGCGUCGUCCGGCUGCCGGGGUCCAAGUCGCUGUCGAACCGCGCACUACUCUUAGCGGCGCUGUGCGAGGGCGAGACCGUCGUCGAGAACCUGUUGGCUUCUGAUGAUACAGAAAGAAUGUUAGAAGCCUUGGACGCCAUGGGCGUGAAAGUGAAGGACCUCGGCGACUCCGCGGUGAGAGUCACCUCCACGGGAUCGUUAAAAGCACCCGGAAAAGACUUGUUCCUGGGCAACGCGGGCACGGCCAUGCGCCCGUUGGCUGCUGUUGUGGCUGCGGUCGCUGCGGUCGACGGUACGUCUUUUACGUUGGACGGCACGCCCCGGAUGCGGGAACGGCCCAUCUCAGACUUGAUAGACGGCCUCCAGCAACUGGGAUGCAACGUCGAGUGCACUGUGAAUGGCGAGUUCGGGGGCUGUCCUCCAGUAAAAGCGGAACCGACGGAGAAGGAAGUCGACGGUGGCAUCUGUAGGGUCUCGGGCAAAACGUCGAGUCAGUUCUUGUCGGCAUUACUGCUCGCUUCACCCUUACUAGCGAGAACGAAACCCCUAGAGAUCCAGAUCACCGAUGAAUUGAUCUCCCAGCCUUAUGUGCAACUUACCAUAGACCUCAUGAAGCAGUUCGAUGUUAACGUAGAUAUAGCCCCGGGGUACAAGAAGUUUACGAUCCAGAGCGGUCAGAAGUACACGAAUACAAAGUUACCUGACCAGACGUAUUUCGUGGAAGGUGAUGCUUCCUCAGCAUCUUACUUCUUGGCUGCCGCGGCCAUGACCGGCGGGGAUCUCACGGUCGUAGGGUGUGGGUCCUCCUCAACUCAAGGCGACGUGAGGUUUGCCGAAGUACUAAAGGAUAUGGGCGCUCGCAUCGAGAUGAACCCGACCAACAUCACGGUGGUGGGUGGGCCGGCCCAGUUAAAGGGUGUCGACGUCGACUGUUUAGAUAUCCCCGACGCUGCCAUGACGCUGGCGUCCGUCGCGUUAGUUGCGGAGGGCACCACGACCAUCAGGAAUGUCGGGAGUUGGAGGGUGAAAGAGACGGAGCGCAUGAAGGCCAUCGUCGCGGAGACGUCGAAGUUCGGCGCCGACGUGACGGAGCAGCCUACUACCUGUAUCAUCAAGCCGCCUACUGAAAUCAAGCCGAUGUGCGAGAUCGAGACCUAUGAUGAUCAUAGAAUUGCGAUGACCUUCGCGCUCGCGGCGUGCGCGGGUGUGCCGGUCAAAAUUUUAGAUCCCGGCUGCACCUCAAAAACGUUCCCGACGUAUUUCAAGGAGUUAUCGAGGGUGACGCUCGACGCGGACGGGCGGAAGCGGUCUGCGUUAAGACGCCUGCUGGCGAAGCUCGCGUUCUGGAAGAAGUAAGGCUU
Messenger RNA from Pelagomonas calceolata, 1630 nucleotides. The record is from the annotation of a GenBank genome assembly. Lineage: Eukaryota; Pelagophyceae; Pelagomonadales; Pelagomonadaceae.